Messenger RNA from Aspergillus alliaceus, 659 nucleotides. RefSeq lists its product as uncharacterized. Bases 233 to 574 code for a protein of 113 amino acids. The transcript has 2 exons. The record is from RefSeq and is a predicted model, not a curated record. NCBI's taxonomy places the organism in Eukaryota, Fungi, Ascomycota, Eurotiomycetes, Eurotiales, Aspergillaceae.
UCCAUCGGGAAGAGGGAGAGUUAUAUUUAGAUACAGCACCCAAUGGCGGGUUGAACUUGAUGCGAAGCUUAGGCAAGGUAGGGAGUAGAUGGGAAGUGAGAUUCAUCUCCUCCCUGCAUCGGGCUUGCAGGGCGCCCUUUUUAUGAGAAUAAUUGGCCCGGAAUUAGAAUACUGACUCAUGUUGUGAUCAUUGAGUUCGAUCCUGGAAUUCAUUCCCUUGAUUCUCUCGUCCAUGGGUCAGUUGGUGUAUCGGCAACGACGGGACAGCAGUUGGUUUCCGCUUUUCAGUACCGGUGGCAGCAUACGGGUAACCCUGUUACUAGUGGUAAAUAUCCAGUACCUCUUCUUUCUUCUGUUUGGGAAGCGGAGUAGUAAAAACAGAUUAAGUACGGAGUACCAGAGCACAGUACAUCUUAUCUGCCAAGUGCACAUUCCACAGGUAACGGUGCUCGUAUUACCCCAGAGAUGUACUACAGCACAUACCUGGGAUGAUGAGGGAUUCCCUGGAAAUAUGGUUGAAGCGGCACAUUUGACUUAUAUAGCAAUCAUGCGAAGAAUGGGUGACCGGGAUUGAUGUUUGAUCAGAAGGUAAUCCUAUCGCCAAAACUGAGUAUUUCGUUGGAAAAGUAAUCAGGCUGCAAAUUGGGCAAUGUUUUAUU